AUGCGCAAAGAGGCAACAGGAAGGCGAGAAGGCAAAAAACUGGCGGAAGUCGUACAAGAAGUAGGGCAAUCUCCACUAUCAAGGAUCAUGUUAUCCAAGCCAUUUCCAAGGAAAUGUUCGCUGCCUACAUUUGGGACUCCCUUCAAUGGGACUGGAGAUGCCAUAGAACAUCUCAGAUCUUACAGAAUGACGUUAACUCAAUGGAACCAUUACGACAUAGUAAUGUGUAGAUUAUUUCCAGUUAGUCUAAAAGACGAGGCCCUGAUGUGGUUCAACAACCUACCCAAGAAGUCGGUCAAAUACUUUGACCAUUUAACAGAAUUGUUUCUCGAGGCGUACAUACAUAAUAGCCGAGUCAAGCCAGAAAUUGAUAUGUUAUUUCAACUCGCCCGAGGACCAAACGCGUCCCUCAGAUCCCUGGUGGCUCGCUGGAGAAAAUUAUGUGCCGAGAUCGGGAGAGUCCCAGAGGCUUACACGAUCUUAGGAUUUAAAAAUAUUUUGAGGAAAACAGAUCCUAUAUUCGUUCGAAUGUACGAAACUAUGCCGCCGAAUCUGGGAAAACUAAGGGAGAUCCAGGAGGACUACAUAGCCUUGGAAGAACUCCAAGAUGGAACCUAUGAUAAAUUGGUGAAAGGAACUAGUAGGGGAGCCAAUGUGGUAGAACCACAGGACCCUCAACCACCCAUCCGAGGAGCCGGACGACCCAACAAUGGUCAACCCAUUUCGAUACACAUCGAAGUGGAGGAUGGAGAGGGCGAGACCAAGCCCAACCGAAGAAAGAGAAGUUUGUGGACCCAUCACCCAAAAGAUUCAUGCAGAGACCUGAAAAAGGUAGUGCAUGAUCUGGUUGAUGAAGGAAAGGUUCCGGAGUACAUCGCGCAGCCAGCGAUCCAAUCAGUGGCAGGACCACCCGUACAUCGUGCAGAAAUACCACGCGAGGCGCAAUACUCGGGGUGCAAUACAAUUUCGCACUCGGCAGUCACUAUGCCAGAUGCAAAUAUUACAUGGCGAAUCCAUAAACGCAACUUCCAAGGAGAAGAACUUUUCUGCGUGUCCAAGGAACCUCCCAUGGAGGAUUGGAUGAAAAUCCACAUAACAUUCUCAGCCUUCGAAGCACCGGAUAAUGGACAAAAUCACAAUGACCCAUUAGUGGUCACAAUGGCCAUUGCACUCCCCGAAACCGAAGGAGUAGAUGAAAAACUUAAAGGAUUGCCAUGGGAAAUGCCUAAAGUAUACUAG
Molecule: messenger RNA, 1239 nt
Organism: Papaver somniferum (opium poppy)
Lineage: Eukaryota; Viridiplantae; Streptophyta; Magnoliopsida; Ranunculales; Papaveraceae
Exons: 2
Coding region: 1-1239 (412 amino acids)
Source: RefSeq, a predicted model, not a curated record